AUGGGCUGCAAACAAACCAAGGUUAUACCUUUCAAGCAGACAUCUGCCGAGGAGGCUCUGACGGGCAAGAUCAACUGUCCUCAUGAGCUGUACUACGCCAAGUUCCAGCGGAGGAGUGGCCUUCUCUGUCCCCGCCGUGGAGGGGUUGUUCCCCGUGGCAAAGCUCCCCGACGUCUGGAGCAAAUCCCAGUGCGAUGCUUCUACACAGCUGAGAGAAGGAGACAGAAGGCCGAUCUAUUUCGACUGGACAGGUUGGUGGAGCAAGUCCAGAGGAAACAACUGGACAGGGAAAUAAAACACAAAGCUGUCAAGGACGAGAAGAAACGUCGCCAGUUCCUGAAGAAAAUGAGGGCGGAACAUCAGCUCCAGAUGAGGGAGGAGAAACUGAAGAAGGUGGAGGAAGAGCGGGCGGCGAAGAGGAAGAAGCCAGUCACAAAGUAGAUCAGCCAGCUUGAUAAACAGAGCGAGAGAUGUUUGGAUGUAGAGAACAGCUAGUGGUUGAUGACAAUAUGUCAAGAACAUUAACUAAAAACGAACAAACGAUAAAGGGAACAAAAUAUAUGCAGCAGGAAAAGCGAUACAUGAAGCCAGAAGAAGAAAUAGAUGUCAAUACACUUCAUAGCUUGCAGUGUUGAUAUUUUGAAAAUAUUUUAGUUUUUGCCUAAUUGUGUAUAUCUAUAUACUGAGCGUAGG
Haliotis rubra (blacklip abalone) is the source of this 693-nucleotide messenger RNA. RefSeq lists its product as uncharacterized. The record is from RefSeq and is a predicted model, not a curated record. Lineage: Eukaryota; Metazoa; Mollusca; Gastropoda; Lepetellida; Haliotidae. Bases 1 to 441 code for a protein of 146 amino acids. The transcript is spliced from 3 exons.